This is a messenger RNA of Sycon ciliatum, 5936 nucleotides long. RefSeq lists its product as uncharacterized. Gene Ontology annotation, cellular component: nucleus. NCBI's taxonomy places the organism in Eukaryota, Metazoa, Porifera, Calcarea, Leucosolenida, Sycettidae. Gene Ontology annotation, biological process: negative regulation of DNA-templated transcription; signal transduction. The record is from RefSeq and is a predicted model, not a curated record. Gene Ontology annotation, molecular function: chromatin binding; histone binding.
GCUUCCAUCCAUAGGCAUACCGGUAGUUACUUUCUGAGCUAGGCAAGUUGGGAGACCAGGUCACGCAGCAACAUCACACCAUGUGGAGUAACAAACCUUCACUGCAUUUCUAAGAAAGAGGAGGAUCGGAGGUAGGUGUCCUGCGUUGCAUUUUGCACGUGCUGAGCGGCGAUGGCCUCAAAGCCAGCUGCAUCGCCGAAAGAGUUGUUCCUCAGCUAUGGACGCGAGCGCGAGGUGCUAGAGUUUGUGAAGCGUCUCAAAGAGGACCUCGAGGCCGAUGGCUUUGGCGUCUGGCUGGAUCAAGACGAUAUACCUGCUGGCUGUGAUUGGCACGCGGCAAUAGGCAGUGGCUUGGAGCAGUGCAAAGCCCUUCUGGCGGUCGUCACGCCGAAAUAUGUCACAUCUCGUUACUGCACCAGCGAACUCUAUGUGGCCGACGGAGACCAGAAGUCGAUCUUCCCGAUCUUUUUCGCCGACACGGACCUCUCGUCGGGUGAGCGCGCCCGGGGUGUGAAGUAUGUAAUUUCAGGAAUCAACUGGACCAUGUUCAGGCCCAACGUGGACGACUAUGACAUGUCCUUGGAGAAACUCAAGUUCGGCCUCCGACAGCACGAUCUGGGCAGCACCGCAGUACUUGCCCCCGGCACUAUGGCUAGCCCAGGGCAUGCAGCAGCGGCGGCGCAAGGCACCACUGGUGCUGUAGCUAGUGCUGCUGCUGAGGCAGGUGCUGGAGAUAGUCUGGCCUCUGCUGUUGACCAGAUGACGCUGUACUCAGCACCAUUGACGCCACAGCCGACACCAUCCAAGCCCACCGCCAGCGAGUCCCAGUUGCCGUCGGGCAGCGGUGCACCAGUUCCUUCUGCCCCGCCGGCGCUGGGAGCGGACGACGUGGACGGGACUGGCCUGCCGUCGUACGAGUCUAGUUUGUUGAUGACCACAGUGCAGUCUGGAUCAUCCACCGCCUCGCCAUUCUCCGGUCAUUCACCGUCGGCCUACCCUGGACAAUAUCCAGCUCAAGUCGGUGACCAGCCCCGACGCUACCCGAGUCCAACUGGCGCAGCAAUGGCGACAUCGCAAUCGCCGAGUGCGUAUAUGUAUGCCGCUCAAGUGGCGCCUCCCUGGCAGAAUACAACGCCCGGCCAGACCUACUACUACCCGCCGUAUGCCGUGCCGCCCGGGCAGCAGUCACCAUACCCACCAUCAAUCCCGGGCUAUCCAGCGCCGAUGGCCGGCCAUGCACAGCAGCGGCACCCACCACCGAGUGCCUACACGACGCCCACCCGUCCGGCACAGCAGCCCGUGUUGUAUAGUGACAACAUGGCCACGCCAGCGUACCGUCAUCCGUCACCGGUCUUCCCUCAGCAGCCAGGCGGCUUCUCCGUCGGCCAGAGGCUCGAGGCGGUGGAUCGCAUGGAUUCGCACACCGUGUGUGUAUCGACCAUAGUGGCAAUCGCUGAUAACGGACAGCUGCGUAUUAACUUUGAUGGCUAUGGCACUGCUGGAGAAUACUGGUGUGAUGCAGCCAGUCCUGAUAUUCACCCUGUUGGAUGGGCUGCUAAUAGCCGCAAGCAACUCCGGCCGCCCCCAGCACCUGCAGGCGUAGCUCCUGGUCAGUUUGAUUGGCACCAUUACCUGAGCUCAGUACCGGCGCAGGCUGCACCUCACCACCUCUUCACGGAGGCGCAGCGUACCGUUGCAUUCACCCAGCCGCCCACCCCAGCUCGUUCAGACGUCUUGGCAUCGCCGGGACGCGGAGACUGCAUACCCACCGUGCCGAACAGCCCGGCCGGCGCAGCUCAAUCCUCCUCCAUGGCCAAGACGUUCCGGCCAAACAUGGCGCUGGAGGUGGACGACCCGGACGCUCCCACGCUCACCUACCCGUGUCGCAUUCAGCAAGUCAACGAGGGGCAGAACAAGCUGUGUGUUCACUACGAGGGCUGGGAGUCACAUUACGAUUUCUGGGUUGAGAGCAGUUCUGGCAUUCUACAUCCUCCGCACUGGUGCCAACAGGUUGGACGUACACUCCAGAAACUGCCAAGCUUAGCGUUCAGUGACUGGGAGAGCUACACGCUGGCGAAUGGUCUGACGCUGGCACAAGAUCAUCUUUUCAAUGACGACCAGAGGCGGCGGCCCAGCCCGGCGAGCAUUUCCCGGCGUCCGAAUCUUCGCAACGUCGGUGUCAGCGUGCAGGGUCUGCGACCGGGCAUGGCGGUUGAACUGGACGAUCCUGCUCAGCUGAGCCUCACGUACAUCUGCACCAUCAUAGACGUCGAUCAAGUUGGCCAGCGUGUGCUGCUUCACUACGAAGGCUGGAACGUGAGCUGGGACUUCUGGAUCGGCGUUCAUGCCACGGCAAUGCACCACAUGGGAUGGUGCGCCAGCCAAGGGCGAUCACUGAUCAUGCCAGGAGGUGCCACUGGUGACUGGCAGGCAUACCUGACCGAGCAUAGCCUGGCAGCGGCCACCAAGGAUCUAUUCGACGAGCGCAAGCCUGCUUCGAUGGGUCAAUGGGAUCGUUUUGUGUGCGGCCAUGCACUGGAAAUCACUGACCCCGCCAGCCCGACUUUUACUUACCUUGGCUCGGUGGUGGAUGUUCGUCCCGAGAGCCAGAGUAUCCGAGUCACCUACGUCGGCUGGGCGAAUCGCUGGGAUUUCGACGUGGACCUUCGCACCAACACUGGUGUACACCCUAUCGGCUGGUGUCAAGCAACGGGUCGCAUCCUCAUUCUUCCUGGCAGUUAUACGUCAAGCGUGGCUGAUUAUUUGAAGGUAGUUGGUAUGACCGCAGCACCGGCCAGCCUAUUCGCCAGCUGCCAGAAGCAAGGCAUGCCGGGUACAGCAGCCACCACCACCUCCUCCGCCACCACUUCCCCUAGCACUCCUACCAAAAGUGCCGCUGGUGUGCCAUCCAUCUAUCAGGUCUGCGCCGGUAUGCGUCUGGAGGCCGUGGACAGAAAGAAUCCCAGUCUGACUUGUGUGGCAUCCAUCAAGGAAGUGAACGAUGCUGGUAACCGCGUGGAGAUCUAUUUUGACGGCUGGUCGGAUUCAUACAACUACUGGUGUGAUUUAACCGACAAGGAUAUACACCCGGUGGGCUGGUGUGCGGCGAAUCACACGGCUCUGCAGCCUCCGCAUGGACUGGCGUUUGGCGGCUGGGAAUCGUACCUGGCGCGGAACAAUUACAAGCGUGUACCCAUCGGUGCCUUUACGAAUCUGCAAAAAAGUGGCAUGAUCACGAGCAAUGAGGCCACUGCACCUUUGUCCUCUGCUAUCAAUAACGUGAGCGUUGGCAUGCGUUUGGAGGCUGUGGACAUACAGAAUCCGAGUAUGACAUGUGUGGCGUCUAUUAGCGCCGUCGACGUCAGGGCCAACACAGUCGAGAUUUACUUUGACGGCUGGUCUACCAAUUUCAACUACUGGUGCAAGAUUAGCGACACCAACAUCCACCCGAUGGGCUGGUGCGGCGCCAAUGGAAUAGAGUUGAACCCACCGCAUGGCAUACCAUUUACCAACUGGUCAAGCUAUCUAUCGAAGCAUGGUUAUAGAGCCGUACCGAAACACGUGUUCACGGAGGCGCAAUGUUCCGGUAUGAUCAAGGUUGAGAAGCCAGCUGCACCCACGGCCUGCUUGUUCAAAGUCGGGAUGCGCCUGGAGGCGGUGGACCGCCAGAACGCCAGCUUGGUGUGCGUGGCCAGCAUUGCCAGCGUGGACGAGGCCAAGAAGCGCGUGGAGGUGCACUUCGACGGCUGGAGCGACGGCUACAACUACUGGUGCAGCUCCGACAACGACGACAUCCAUCCCAUCGGCUGGUGCGAGCAGAACGGCAAAGCUGUCACGCCACCGCACAACAUGCCAUUCAAGAGCUGGGAGUCAUACUUGUGCGAUAAUGGAUUUCAAGCUGCUCCCUUCUCCCUAUUCACGUCGUCCCAAACGGGCGGCAUGUUCCGUGAUCACCUGAGGGCAUCGUCCGGUGUCAAGCCACCGUUCCUGUUUGCACGAGGCAUGCGACUGGAGGCCAAGGACAAGCAGAAUCCAAGCAUGGUGUGUGCGGCGAAUGUAAUCGACGUGAGUGCUCGUGACCAACGAAUUCAGAUCAACUUCGACGGCUGGUCAUCAACGUAUGACUAUUGGUGUAGUGCGGCCGAUCCUGAUAUCCACCCGAUUGGCUGGUGCCAUGCCAACGGUGUCAGCCUGCAUCCGCCCAAAGAUUUGGAGUUUAAGUCCUGGGUGGAGUACUUGUAUAAACAUGACUAUGUCGCCGUGCCUUUCGAGGCCUUUACGGUGCAGCAAACCCUCGGCAUGACCCCGCGCUCUAGCCGCUUCUCCCCCGGCAUGAGGCUAGAGGCGCGCGACCGCCUGAACCCGCAUAUGAUGUGCGUGGCCAGGAUUUCCGGUGUGGAGGGCAGCAGCAUGCUGAUUGCGUUUGACGGCUGGUCGGAGAAGUACGACUACUGGUGCAGUCCGGACUCGGACGAUAUCCACCCUGUUGGCUGGUGUGACCGCUUCGGCUUUCAACUACAGCCGCCGAAAGGCCGAUCUAGCGCUGAUUUCAACUGGAGGUCCUACUUGCAGGAGAUUGGUGCAGUUGCUGCUCCCAAGCGACUGUUCACAGACGAAGGUAGCACGCGAGUUGGUUGCUUCAUGAAGAGUAUGAAGCUAGAAGCAAAGGACCCCAAAAACCCUGGGUCCCAGCCGGUGUGCUGUGUGGCCUCGAUAGCUCAGGUUCGGGAAGGCCGUUUGCUCAUCCAUUUUGACGGCCGAAGCAAUGGCGGCGACUACUGGUGUGAACGAUCAUCACCAGACAUUCACCCGAUCGGCUGGUGUGCUCAAAGUGGUCUGGAACUGCGUACACCACCUGGAUCGACGGGUCGAUUCAUCUGGUCCGAGUACAUAGAGUCGGAGAAUGCGCGUGCAGUGCCGACCUAUCUCUUUACGGACUUGCAGCAGUGGAGCUCCACGGCCCGGUGCCACUUCAAGCCUAGCAUGAGACUGGAGGCCAAGGACCGCAAGAACCCCUCGUUGACCUGUGUUGCCACGGUGCAGACGGUACGAAGCGACGGCGAGGAGCUGCUGAUCCACUUUGACGGCUGGACGGCCAAGUACGAUUACUGGUGCAACCGUGACACGCACGAUAUUCACCCUGCCGGAUGGUGUGCUAUGUAUGGGGUCAAGCUGGAGGCUCCGCCAGAGCCGUCUCAGCUUCAAGUGGGACCAGUAUCUGCGGAGUUGCCAGGUGGAAAAGGCGCCCGACGCGUGUUUCGCUCCGGCCAGUCUGAAAGGGCCCGGCUAAGCCGCGUCUAAUGUCUUGGUCCUGGCGACUCUCCCGCAACAGUAGAAGUAGGCCACGUUCUGGCUGCUGAGUAUUCAGUGAACUCCACAGGCUACACAGUGGGUCUGCAUCCCUAGGACAGAGGGGCAGUACACAGUGGGCCUGCAUCCCUAGGACAGAGGAGCAGUUCUCUGCCAUUCACCUAGCCUGUGCUCUGUUAGUAAGGGUAUGAACAGUAUCAACUGCGCACUCUGGACUACACACAUACACACAUACACACACACACACACACACACACACACACACACACACACACACACGCGCGUAAGCGAAGUCGGUUUUUCGUAUUUCUCAGAACUUUUCUCUCUCUCUCUCUCUUUAUUCUCUUGGAGUUCGCUACUCCUUGAAUGUUUUGUCUUGGGCGUAGAAAUUAAGACGAUCGUCCGAAGCAGCUGGUCUGCCUGGGCUGCAGCCUCGUGCUGGUCCGCUAACGAGCCGUCUUAACUAUUAUUAUUCUCCACUGAAGGAUAUUUUUACAGUGAAGCUGACUGAGUGAGUCCACAGCUUUGUAUGUGUCAAUGUGUAUUGUCAAAAGAAUUAGCUACCAUUUUAGUUACCUACUGCUGCAUCGUUUUGCUUUGGAGAAAAUAAUUCUAGUUUAGCCAAA